AGGCGCCUGUGGGAGAAAUGGCGGCGGGCUCAGGAGCUGGGGAGUGUGGUGCCCCUUGGAGGUCACUGUCCUUGGGUUGGAGGCAGGUGUCCAACUCUGGGAAUAGCUUAGCUCUGGGUGAUGAAUUGCCUUGCUACUUGGGCCUUAUCCCAGAAAGAGGCCCCUGUGUCCUGCAUUGUGGGUGCAGUCUCUUCCCACAGGCUCCUGCUUGGUGACAAAGUCUCCUGUCUGAGUGGUAGGAGUGGUGCAUUCUGGGGAAGGGGAAAUAUAAUUAGAGUUGGCAAUAAUGAAGGCAGCAGAACAUAAGAAUGAAAUGUUCGUCUGCCUUCAAUACAGGAGUGAUUGUUUCAUUUCCUUCUAUAUGUAGACUCUUGGGCUUAAUUUAUUGUAAGCAAGUGUUCAUAAUAAGGAAUUGGUCACAUUGCAGAACUGGCUAUAUAAAUAUCAUGAUAUUAUCCUAUCUUAUAUUCAUGAUCCAUUUUCUCAACAUUCUAUUUUACUUUGACCAUUUUUGAUAUGUUUGAAUGGGAGUUAAAGUAAAGGAAAAGUUUUUGUGCAGAUGGGUGUUAAAUUUAAAAUAUUUGAAAUCACAAUAGGAUUUAAGUAUCUGUUUAUGGGGCCCCAUAUAUCAUCUUCAGCAACUUUCUAGUCCCUCAUAUUUUUUUUUUUUUUUAUAGAAGCAGUAUCCGGGAAAAUGUGCUGUUUCUUAAGGUUGACUCUUCUCCAGCUAGAGGACUCUUCUUUGGUGGGAAGGAUAACAUCUCCAGAGGAUCCUGCUUUGUGUUGGGUCUGGCAUCGGUAGCACAUGAGAUCUGCCUGUGAAGUCAGUUGGACAGCUUUGCAACUGUGGAAGCCAGGAAGAAGGGAACAUCACAUCACAUCAGUGCAGGUGUCUCUCCAGUGGUAGCCUUGGAUUGGCAGAAGAUUGCUUUCAACGGGUUUGCCUUUGGAAAUCAUCAUCUUCCCCCUAACCUGAGUGUCUUUACUCUGUCCCUGUUAUUGAUAGAGGCUGUAUGUCAAAAAAGGGAAUUUUGUAACUACUGAACUGACAGUUGUCUUUGACACUGCUAAGUUCCUCUCUGACCAAGUUAAAAAGGAUAAAGAUACUAGCCUGGACCAAGCAGAGAACUUAAGGUGAAAACUGGACAAGUGUCUGUAGCUGUGCUUCAAUCAUGACUGGCUCAAAGAAUAAGGCUAGAGCACAGGCUAAACUAGAAAAAAGAGCAAGUGCACAAGCCAAAGCUAUAGCAGAGAGGGAGGCUAGUAAUGCCAGAGCUUCAGGCAAAAACCGGGACAAAGGAAAAGCUAAGGGAGGAGCAAAAGCAGAUGCAGUGGCAGAGAUGAAGGCGGGGUCUAAGAGCAGGACUGAGAUGAGAGAAGGGGCUAAGGGCCCAGGAAAAGGCUCGUAUGAUUACAGCCAUAAGGCUGAGAACAGGGCUGCCAGAUCUACACGGAAAGAGAAGGCUGGUAGUGAUACCUGGUUCUGGGCUGGGGAAGAUUCUGGUCUCAAUUCCUUGUUCUGGAAGGGAGAAGAGCUUAGUAAUAAUUCUGUUGCUAAGUGUGAAAAUAAAACUAAUACUGUUCCUCAGGCCCGUCCAGAGGAGUCAGAGCCUGCCCCUAGGACCAGCCACAGGUCUAAGUCAGGGCCAGAGGAGGAGGAGGAAGAGAAUGUUAUUGGGAACUGGUUUUGGGAAGGAGAUGACACUGGUUUUGAUCCUGAUCCUAAACCUGUGUUCAGAAUAGUUAAACCUCAACCAGUGGAUGAAAUUAAUGAAAAGAAUAGGCCAAAGGACUGGUCUGAGGUUACCAUAUGGCCUAAAGCUCCUGCUGUAAUUCCGGCAGUGUUAGGUUUUAGAUCUAAGGACUCUUCUGAGGGAAGGGCCUCGUCAUAUAUUGUUCUGGCCUCAAAUGAAGAAGAAACUUCAACAACAGCCUGCACUAAGAAUACUCGAUCAAGCCUACAGCCUAUACCUGAGUAUCCAUUUGGUUCUGAUCCUUGCAUCCAGACCUUAGAUGAAAUUAGAGAGCAAAUCAAGAUCAGAGAAACGAAUGGCAUCAAGCCCUUUGCGUGCGCUUGCAAAAUGGAGUGCUAUUUAGAUUCUCCAGAAUUUGAAAAGCUUGUUAACAUACUCAAAUCAACUACUGAUCCCCUCAUUCAUAAAAUAGCACAGAUAGCAAUGGGCAUACAUAAAGUUCAUCCGUUUGCCCGGGAAUUCAUUAAUGAAGUGGGUGUGGUGACACUUAUUGAAAGCUUGCUCAGUUUUUCUUCCCCUGACAGUAGAAAAAAGACUGUUAUUACUCUGAAUUCUUCUGGGGAUGAAAGACAACACAAAGUAGAAUUUCAUGUUAAGCAUAUGUGUAAAGAAACUGUGUCUUUCCCCUUGAACUCACCCGGUCAGCAGUCUGGAUUAAAGAUAAUAGGGCAGCUGACUACUGAGUCUGUCCAUCACUACAUUGUCGUGAGUUACUUUUCAGAGCUUUUCCAUUUGCUGUCCCAGGGAAAUCGUAAGACUAGAAAUCUUGUUUUGAAAGUAUUUUUGAAUAUGUCUGAAAAUCCAAAGGCAGCCAGAGAUAUGAUCAAUAUGAAGGCAUUAGCAGCAUUAAAACUCAUCUUUAACCAAAAAGAGGCGAAAGCAAAUCUUGUUAGUGCUGUGGCCAUCUUUAUUAACAUAAAGGAGCAUAUUAGAAAGGGCUCAAUUGUAGUAGUCGAUCACAUGAGUUACAAUACUCUUACUGCCAUAUUCCGUGAAGUUAAAUGCAUUAUUGAAAGAAUGUAAAAUGACCCAAAAACCAAAGAGAACACUGAACAGUGUCCAAAUUCUGAUUGGCUGAACAUUCCCAAAGAGUUUUGCAAACUAUUUUGGUAAUAACUGCUCACACAUUUUGUCUUAACAUCUUUUUUCAAAUUAUUACCUGUGGCAGGUUCUAGCUGAAAUCUAAAACAUUUUUGGCUUAUCAAAUGAAUAUUAAAUAUUGAGAUAAACAGGUUUAUUGAUUUCUAUCUUACCUAGAUUAGCAAAUUUUUAACAUUUUACUUAAGGAAACUGUGAUCCAGAUGUCAAAAGUACAGUGUCUUGAUGAUUGAUAACUGCUUAGAUCUAUUUGUGGCUCCAGAUAGCAAAAAAGAAACUACUGGUCUUGUAAUCUAGUUAUAGAAAUAAGGUGUAUGAAAAUAAAGAUACUUGAUGGUA
Molecule: messenger RNA, 3191 nt
Organism: Myodes glareolus (Bank vole)
Lineage: Eukaryota; Metazoa; Chordata; Mammalia; Rodentia; Cricetidae
Gene: Gprasp3
Product: G protein-coupled receptor associated sorting protein family member 3
Cellular component (GO): cytosol; nucleus
Source: RefSeq, a predicted model, not a curated record